This is a messenger RNA of Penaeus vannamei (Pacific white shrimp), 1902 nucleotides long. Lineage: Eukaryota; Metazoa; Arthropoda; Malacostraca; Decapoda; Penaeidae. The record is from RefSeq and is a predicted model, not a curated record.
UUGUGGGAAAAUUUAGACAAGGCAGCAGCGUGAGGGGAAAACAGAGCAGUGUAACUCGCCCAGCUUGUAGUUCCUCACGCCCACUGGACGCAGGGUCUCGCGUGCGCCCGAUCUGUGUCUGCCCAGCGAAAGAAGGGACGAGUGUUAGCUGGGACGUUGAAGUUGCCCUCAAACUAAGUUCUGUGAUCAGGUGUAGUGCGGUUUCUCGAAACGGAAAGCUGUGGAAAGCCACGAGGGCAGGGCCAGUGCAGUGCCAACCUUUGGCCCUCAUCUCCCCCCAUCCCCCAGUCCCCGGGUUGGGGUUGAGUGACGGCCCUGUGACAGAGGACUCCUUGCUGAGACGAAAAGGACGCCACGCCGGAGAGAGAAUUACUGCGGCCGCAAUUCCUCUUGCGCGGUGAUUUCCCUUCACUUCGAAUGCCGGACAAGCACCUCGAAUUCGCCCAGUGUGCCCUCCAGUGAUACCUUAGUUGUAUAUGUUUUUCUUAGCCUACGAAGAACAUUUGAUUUAAGAAGUAGAGCUGGCUCGUUGCUGGAAAGACUCAUCCUGUAGGUUUUGUGAUUAAUGUAAAGUGUUUUAUUUUUGCUCUCGUUAUCUCCCUCCCCCUUGUCAACAGAGGUCACCGCGGCAGGGAAUUGAGGAUGUGACUGACAGGUCACGGUCAGUGACCGGUUCACAGUCACUAGUGCCAGCAGACACCACGCCCACGUCGCCCACACUGCGUUGAUGGCCUGCUAGCAGCCAGGCCCCGCCCACAACACCUCAUGCCUGUCGCCGAAAGCAGACGAGGGAGGCGCGGCCCUUCGGGGAAGGUGCCUCAGGACAACGUGCUGCACGUCAACCUCGACGUGCGCACGGGCGUGCCACGUGCGACGCUCGUCAAAGGUGGCAAGGACUUUGCACUGAACGGUUCGCAUAAGACCGUGCUGGGCGCCUCCCAGGGGUCGCCGCCCCCCAAGAACCACGUGUCGUCCAUCUACCUGCACAACAAGGCCUCGUACCCCAGCCCUAACACCAACGCCCACUACCGAGAGACCCUAGAUGAGCCCCCGAGGUAUGACGACCUGUUCAAGAAUCACCUGAACGGGCAGGAGGCGCCCGUGCUCCAGGGCCAGAAGAGAAACCACGACAAGAAGCACUUCAAGUCGUACCUAUUCAAGCACUUCUCGAAGCCGAAGCCGUUCGGCAAGGGCGGCAGCGGGAAGCAGCCUUCGUCCGGCAGCUACAAGGGGAGGCGCGCCGAGUGCUACGCGGAGAUCACCAUCCCGCCCACGGCGCCCCUCGACGUGACCGGCUUCCCCAAGGCCAAGCACGACCAGCCCCUACCGCAGCUCCACCCCCAGUACUCGCAGCCGUAUGUCCACCCGCAGGCGCCGUGCGAGCCCCUCUACCAGACUAAGUACGACGCGCAGCCGCAGUACAAAGCCGAGUCCCCGGGUCAGCCCACCUACCAGGCCCCCUACGAGGCCCAGCCCCCCUUCCCAGCCGCGCCGCAGCCGAACAGGGCGCCGCGCCCGUGCGAGGCCAGCCCCACUAUCGGGGCGAGGGCGCGCGAGAGCCAGCUGGCGGGGGCGGCCGCGAGGUCCCGCUGCACUACACGGAUGAGGACGCCAGGAAGUUCACGAUAACCCUCAAGCCCGGCCAGUACCGCGUCAACGUGCAGUGGCGCUCCAAGACGCACCCCUUCCGCAUCACCCUCACGCCCAAGAAGAAGAGCGGCCUGGAGGCGCCGCCGCCCGCCGAGCAGCAGCCCCUCUAUUACUCCUCCUGCCAGGCGCACCCGCAACACCAGGAGGGCCAGGCGUCCCUGCCGCGGCGCCUGGUGCACCGCCUGCUCUUCCGCCCCCACACGCCCCCCGUGCAGGAGGACCUGGAGCGUCAGCAGCAGCACGAGGAGAAGC